AUGUCAACUCCACAACGCCCCGUCUACACGUCAGCGCAGAUUGCAAAAUACUUUGACCGCCUCAAGUUGCCAGAGGAACAGCGCAACUAUUCAGCGGGUGCUCGCGUUUUUAAUGAGCGACUGUCUGGAUGGUUGAAUAGGGGUCACAUGAUCAUAUUGGUCAAAAUCGGAGGCCAAAAGUACCAUGUAGACGUUGGCUUCGGCGCCAAUGGACCCAUCAUGCCCAUGCCACUUGAUCGCUCAGGCACAAUCCGGUCACACAUUACCCCAGCCUCAGUGCGCCUUCAGUGGAAGGAUAUACCGCAGAAUUCAGACCCCGAUCAAAGGCUCUGGAUUUACGAGCACAAGAUCAACGAGGAGCUUGACUGGGAGAUGAUGUACUGCUUUACCGAGCUCGAAUUCCUACCGGGCGACUACCGCGUCAUGAACUUGAGUACGAGCACCAGUCCGACGACUUUCUUCACGAAGAUCGUUUUCAUGGAGAAGAAGCUGCUUGGCGAAGAUGGUGAAAUAAUAGGGAACAUCAUCUUGGGGACUGACGCCAAGUGGAGGAUACAUGGAAACAAGGAAAGAGAGAUAAAGUUCGAGAGCGAAGAGGAUAGAGUAAAGGCGAUCGAAGAGCAUUUCGGGGUCAAGCUGGGUAUCGUAGAGAGGGACAGCUUCUUAGGCCUGGUGUCACAGAUCAAUUCGGAACGGUAG
This is a messenger RNA of Didymosphaeria variabile, 699 nucleotides long. RefSeq lists its product as uncharacterized. Lineage: Eukaryota; Fungi; Ascomycota; Dothideomycetes; Pleosporales; Didymosphaeriaceae. Bases 1 to 699 code for a protein of 232 amino acids. The transcript is spliced from 3 exons. Gene Ontology annotation, molecular function: acetyltransferase activity. The record is from RefSeq and is a predicted model, not a curated record.